Exophiala aquamarina CBS 119918 is the source of this 1164-nucleotide messenger RNA. Its product is annotated as NADPH2 dehydrogenase. The transcript has a single exon. The record is from RefSeq and is a predicted model, not a curated record. Gene Ontology annotation, molecular function: FMN binding; NADPH dehydrogenase activity. NCBI's taxonomy places the organism in Eukaryota, Fungi, Ascomycota, Eurotiomycetes, Chaetothyriales, Herpotrichiellaceae. The coding region runs from base 1 to 1164 and encodes 387 amino acids.
AUGGCUCGUGACCGACUCUUUCUCCCCCUAAAGCUGGGGGAUGUCGAACUCAGUCAUCGCAUCGUGAUGGCACCACUGACACGAUUCCGAGCGGAUGAUGACCACGUCCCGAUCGCAGACGUGAAAGAAUACUACGCUCAGCGGGCCUCGACCCCUGGUACACUUCUUAUUGCCGAGGCCACGCUCAUCAGUCCUCGGGCAAGCGGCAUGGCUAAUGUGCCUGGUAUCUGGAAUUCUUCGCAGAUUGCAGCCUGGAAGACGGUCACUGAUGCUGUCCAUGCGAAAAAGUGUUUCAUCUUUCUCCAACUCUGGGCUCUCGGUAGGCGAGCUGAACCUGAGGCCCUCAAAGGAGAAGAAGGGGGGCCUUAUCCAAUAGUCAGUUCCAGCACAGUAUCUGUCGAAGAAGGAGGACCUCUCCCCCACGCGUUGACCGCGGAAGAAAUCCAGCAAUAUGUUAAGGACUAUGCUUCCGCCGCGAAGAAUGCCAUCGUCGCGGGCUUUGACGGGGUCGAGAUUCACGGCGCGAACGGUUAUCUUGUGGACCAAUUUUUGCAGGAGAGUAUCAAUCAGCGCACCGACAAUUACGGCGGAAGCAUCGAGAACCGUGCUAGGUUUGGCCGUGAAGUUGUCCAGGCUAUCAUCGCUGCUGUGGGGAACGACAGCAAGAAAGUCGCCAUCCGCUUGUCACCGUGGUUCGAGUUUACCAAUAAUGCCAACAGUACAUCACCAGAUCCCAUCCCACAGUUCUCCUAUAUGGUUUCAGAGCUGAAGAAGCUCGACCUCGCCUAUCUACAUCUCGUCGAGAGUCGAUAUGAUGGGGAUGUUGGGACAGCAGAGUACGACACUCUAACGCGGCGCAAUGACCCCCUCAUUGAACUCUGGGGAACUCAAGCCCCGAUCAUCCUUGCUGGCGGCUUCACGCCCGAAACAGCAAAGAAGAUUACCGAGGAAAGACACCCACACCGCAAUGUGUGUGUGGCGUUCGGGCGAUUCUACAUCAGCACACCAGAUCUGCCGUACAGGGUCUGUAAGGGCAUCUCACUGAACCCUUAUAUCCGCCACACGUUUUAUACUAAGAUGAGUCCAACUGGGUACACUGACUACUCAUACAGCACCGAGUACCUAGCUGUUAACCCCGAGAAUGGGGCUAUCCCUUCAGCUUAG